This is a messenger RNA of Cherax quadricarinatus, 2317 nucleotides long. Its product is annotated as zinc finger protein 84-like. NCBI's taxonomy places the organism in Eukaryota, Metazoa, Arthropoda, Malacostraca, Decapoda, Parastacidae. Gene Ontology annotation, biological process: regulation of gene expression. The record is from RefSeq and is a predicted model, not a curated record. Gene Ontology annotation, cellular component: nucleus.
CUUCCUAGACAUUAUAUCUCCAGUACAUCAACAAACAUCUGUUUUGUACAACAACUGAUACUGCAGAAGUAUUUUCUGGAACACUUCCAGGUUGUAUCUUCCUAACAUUAAAAUCUCCAGUACAUCAACAAACAUCUGUUUUGUACAACAACUGAUACUGCAGAAGUAUUUUCUGGAACACUUCCAGGUUGUAUCUUCCUAGACAUUAUAUCUCCAGUACAUCAACAAACAUCUGUUUUGUACAACAACUGAUAUUGCAGAAGUAUUUUCUGGAACACUUCCAGGUUGUACCUAAAUGGACACUAUACCUUCAGUAUUAGAAGAAGAGCAUCACUUGUGUUUCUGAUGAAUUUUUAAUUGGCCAGGUAUUAUAAAAAAAUUGUUUUCCUAAAUAGAAUUCAAUCUAAAAAUUACAAAGCAGUUCAAAGAAAAAUACAAGUAAGUAAUGCUGUAGUUAAGAAUUUUAAGAAAAUUUAUAUUUAAACUUCUUAAGAAAUAAUAAAAAAUGUUCUUCAGUGUAUCUGCAGAGUUCUAAUACAUACAUUAGUUUUUUACUAACCCCCCCUCCCAAAAAAAAUCACUGCAAUCCUUUAAGAAAUUAACUUAAUUAGAGCUCAUAAGUAGAAAUAGUUUUGUAACCUUGGUAAUAUAUUCAUGAGAAAAACUGUGUCUUCAAUGUCCAAAAUAGCUUAAAAAGUAAAUCUUAAAAUAUGCAUGAGAGUACAUAAGAAACAUUAAUAAUACCUCUGUUGAAUAACAAAAGUAUUUUAAAAUAAAAUACCUUCUCUUGAAAAUAUGAAAAAACAUAAAGGAAAUAAAUCAUAUCAGUGUUCAGAGUGUCUGAAAUGUUUUAGUGCAAAAAGGAAUCUUGUAACACAUAUGCGAGUACACACAGGAGAAAAACCAUAUCAGUGUUCAGAGUGUCUGAAACAUUUUACUCAGAAAAGCAGUCUUGUUCAACAUAUGCAAACACACACUGGAGAUAAACCAUAUCAGUGUUCAGAGUGUCUGAAAUGUUUUAAUGCAAAAAGGAAUCUUGUUGAACAUAUGCGAGUACACACAGGAGAAAAACCAUAUCAGUGUUCAGAGUGUCUGAAACAUUUUACUCAGAAAAGCAGUCUUGUUCAACAUAUGCAAACACACACUGGAGAUAAACCAUAUCAGUGUUCAGAGUGUCUGAAAUGUUUUAGUGCAAAAAGGAAUCUUGUUGAACAUAUGCGAGUACACACAGGAGAAAAACCAUAUCAGUGUUCAGAGUGUCUGAAACAUUUUACUCAGAAAAGCAGUCUUGUUCAACAUAUGCAAACACACACUGGAGAUAAACCAUUUCAGUGUUCAGAGUGUCUGAAAUGUUUCAUUCGGAAAGGCAAUCUUGUUGAACAUAUGCGAGUACAUACAGGAGAAAAACCAUUUCAUUGUUCAGAGUGUCUUAAAUGUUUUAGUGUGAAAAGAGAUCUUGUGAACCAUAUGCGAGUACACACAGGAGAAAGACCAUUUCAGUGUUCAGAAUGUCUGAAAUGUUUUACUGAAAAAGGUAGUCUUCUGAAACAUACGCGAGUACAUACGGGAUAUAAACCAUUUCCUUGUUCAGAGUGUCUGAAAUGUUUUAGUCAAAAGGGCAAUCUUUUGAAACAUAUGCAAAUACACGCAGGAGAUAAACCAUUUCAGUGUUCAGAGUGUCUGAAAUGUUUUACUGUAAAAAACCAUCUUGUGACACACAUGCAAGUACACACGGGAGAAAAACCAUUUCAGUGUUCAGAGUGUCUGAAAUGUUUUAGUGUAAAAUGCAAUCUUGUGACACAUUUGCGAAUACACACAGGAGAUAAACCAUUUCAGUGUUCACAGUGUCUGAAAUGUUUCAGUAUGAAAAACAGUCUUGUGAAACAUAUGCGAAUACACACAGGAGAUAAACCAUUUCAGUGUUCACAGUGUUUGAUAUGUUUUACUGAAAAAUGCAGUCUUGCAGCACAUAUGCACAAACAUACAGGACAUAAACCAUUUCAGUGUUCAGAGUGUCUGAAAUGUUUUACUAUAAAAGGCAGUCUUGUGAGACAUAUGAAACUACACACAGGAGAUAAACCAUUUCACUGUUCAGAGUGUCUGAAAUGUUUUAGUCAGAAACACACUUGUGGCACAUAUGCAAAUACACACAGGAAAAAAACCUUUUCAGUGUUCAGAGUGUCUGAAAUGUUUUACUGAAAAAGGCAAUCUUGUGAAACAUAUGCGAGUACAUACAGGAGAUAAAACAUGUUAGUGUUUAAUGUAUCAGGGUUAUUUUAGUUAUGGACACAUGAGAAUAAAAAAUAAAAAAUUAUUA